Molecule: messenger RNA, 749 nt
Organism: Erigeron canadensis
Lineage: Eukaryota; Viridiplantae; Streptophyta; Magnoliopsida; Asterales; Asteraceae
Exons: 1
Coding region: 295-600 (101 amino acids)
Source: RefSeq, a predicted model, not a curated record
ACCAACUAUCGCUACCCUCGGAUCACCCCAAAAAAUCAAGAAUAACCAAAGCCAAACAAGUGGUCAAAAACAGUCACAAGCAAAACCACAAGAACAAUCCUCUUAAAACACACAACCACACACUAAAAUCCAAAACAACAGAAACCCAACAUCCAUAUUCACACGGUUCUACGUGUACAUAUCAAUAACCACUUCAUUCCCCAUAUUCCUACAAACCAAAUUUAUCACAAACUACAAAAAUCUUUUAUCUCAUUUCAACUAGCUAGAAUCAUCACAAAAACUUGAAUAUUCAACAUGGGUCCAAUUGUAUUAACUCAAUUAGCAACAGGUCUUAGCAUGUUAGCAGGAGCAGCCUUGGUGAAAUCUGUAAUGGACCAAAACAACAUGAUGGGUCCAGGGUCUGACCGGUUUCCAAAGUGUUCUCGUUGCAAUGGCACGGGCCGGGUUAGUUGUCUUUGUAACAGGUGGUCAGAUGGUGACCGUGGCUGUGGAACAUGUGCAGGUUCGGGCCGGAUGCUUUGUAGUAGCUGUGGAGGUACAGGUACUGGUCGUCCUCUCCCGGUUCAGAUUUCGGUUCGUCCUCCGAACCGGUCUUAUUAACAUGGUCACUAGUUUGGUUACUUGGUGAAUAUAGAUGUAAUCUUGUUUCAUUUGAAUAUAUAUAUUUCUUAGUUAAAAUGUUUCGGAUGUAAUAUACUCUAGAUUACAUUUACAUACUUGAUAUCUUUAUAACAAUAUCAACUUAUAUA